AUGUCCUACUCCUCGGACGAAGACCAACCCGACCCCGAGCUCCUCGAGCUCCUGCGUCAACACCUCAACGGCAAACAACCGUCCCCAACCGCCGCCGAGACAGGCGUUCUAGACUCUGCCGAGUUCGUCUACAACCACGCCAUCGACGUGGCCCUGGACAUGCGCGGGUGCAAAAAGGCCGCCAACACCAUCUGGGACCAGAUGCAGCAGCGGGAGUACUCGCCCGCCACUUGGUCGACGCACGAGCUCCACCCCAAGGAAAAAAAUGAGGAGACGGUCCAGUUCAUCUUUACCAUGGAUCUGCUCAACUUUUCGUUUUGGAGCGAGAAGAGCGAGGAAGACCGGUUCCAGGUGGAGUAUAGAGGAAAGAGGUGGACGGGGUACUGGAGUUUGGUGGCGGCGUUGCAGAGGGGGUUAGAGGAAGGAAUCCCCAUCACCGAUCCCGCAUUCUGGAUCAAUGACGAAAAAUUCACCCCAGACGUCCUCCGCACCGUCUUCCGGUCCGCCACAGACGAGGAGAUCCCCCUCCUACAAGAACGAUUCGACUGUCUCCGUGAAGCCGGCCAAGUCCUCCACGAGAAAUACGAUGGGUCUGUCCUGGACCUCAUCGAAGAAGCGAACGGCUCCGCCGCAGCCCUCGUCAACCUCCUCGCUUCCGAUUUCCCUUGUUUCGCUGACAUACACUCCUACCCCGGCCGGCGUCAACCCAUCCGCAUCCUCAAGCGCGCACAAAUCCUUGUCGCUGACCUGUGGGCCUGUUUCGAAGGCCAAUCUUAUGGAUCCUUUGCGGACAUUGACAAAAUCACCAUGUUUGCCGACUACCGCGUCCCGCAAAUGUUGUGGCAGCUCGGUUGCCUCUUGUACGGUCCCACGCUGGAGGCGGCGGUGCGCGAGAAGAAGAUGAUUGAGCAUGGUGGCGAGUGGGAGAUGCAGUUGAGGGCCUGCAGUAUCUGGUGCGUGGAGCUGAUUAGGAGGGAGAUCAUUAGGGAGCAUCCGGAGGCGAAAGGAAAAGUGAAUGCGGUGUUGAUUGAUUUCUUUUUGUAUGAUGCUGUCAAGGAGUUGGAGAAGGAGGGCGGGGAGAGGAUCCCGCAUCAUAGGACGAGGAGUAUUUGGUAUUAGAGG
This is a messenger RNA of Neurospora tetrasperma FGSC 2508, 1122 nucleotides long. RefSeq lists its product as uncharacterized. NCBI's taxonomy places the organism in Eukaryota, Fungi, Ascomycota, Sordariomycetes, Sordariales, Sordariaceae. The record is from RefSeq and is a predicted model, not a curated record. The coding region runs from base 1 to 1119 and encodes 372 amino acids. The transcript has 2 exons.